AUGAUGCUCCUCGGAGGUGAUGCUCCUCGGGAGGUGAUGCUCCUCGGGAGACAGAGUGAGAGCAAUGGACCUGGACUGCUGACUCACUCGGGUCCGGGGCCCCCGGGAGCCCACGAGCCCCCCGUUGUCCCCUCCCUUCCAGCGCUGGGACCCAGGAGCAUAAUGAUCCGUGGCCCCCCGACCCCUCUGCACCCCGCUGCCCCCACCAGGAGAAUCCUCCAGACGGAGUCAUCCACCCACCACCUCUUCCCCACCUUCCAGCCCCCCCUCCCCAUCGACAUGCGGCACCACGAGGGACGCUACCACUACGAGUCCCACGCGCUGCACGCCAUGCACGGCCCUGCAGGUCUGGCCGGCUGCCCCGUGAUCUCCGACAUCUCCCUGAUCCGCCUGUCCUCCGCCGCCGUGGCAACGGCCGACUCGCCCUUCAGUCCGCACCACCCGUACACCGUCAGCCCCCACAUGGAGCAGUACCUGCGCUCGGUGCACGGCGGCCCCUCCCUGUCCAUGCUGUCUGCGGCCAGAGGACUCAGCCCGGCGGACUGUGAGUGGUCUCCUCCCCCCCAUGCGCCGGUUAUUGUGGAGGUCAAAGGACCCGCAUGGAGCAACAAGGACCCACGUGGACCAACAAGGACCCGUGUAGACCAACAAGGACCAACGUGGACCAACAAGGACCCACGUGGACCAACAAGGACCCGUGUAGACCAACAAGGACCCAAGUGGACCAACAAGGACCCACGUAGACAAACAAGGACCAACGUGGUCAAAAAACUAAAUACCUUUUUUAUAAUGUUUUCAUUGAUUUUUGUAUUUCCUAUUCUUUCCAUUUCAAAUAUGAAAUGUUUUCCAUCCCCCCUCCCCUCAGCGUCCCGGUUCUCCCGUCCCAGGACGCCCCCCCGGCCGAGCAGGAAACGUGCCCUGUCCAUGUCGCCGUUGUCGGAGGCCAGCAUCGACCUGCACGCCAUGAUCCGCUCCUCCCCCAGCUCGCUGGUGGCCUACAUCAACAGCUCGCGCUCUGGCUCCGCCUCCAGCAGCUCCUACGGACACCUGUCGGUGGGGGGGUUCAGCCCGUCCUUCCCCUUCCCUCCGCCCAUCAACCCGAUGGCGUACCAGCAGCUUCUCGCUCAGCAUCGAGGGCUGAACGCCUUCGGCUACACGCCGCCUCUCCUCCAGGCUCCGCCCUCUUUUUGCGGCCCCCAGCCGGGUCUCGGCCCGCCGCUCCACGGGCGCGACCUGCAGACCAAAAACCACAGCGGCGAACCGGCGGUCAGCAGCACAGUCGAGCCCGCCGUCACCAAGAGGUCAAAGGUGAAGACGGAGGCGGAGCGUUGGAGGCCGCUGUCUCCUUGUUCCCCGGUCCACCGCGGCCCGCCGGACCGGAAGGACGAGGCGGAGCGGGACGAGUGCAAGCCGGAGGCCGAGGCCGCGUACGAGACGGACUGCCACUGGGACGGCUGCAGCCGGGAGCACGAGAACCAGGAGCAGCUGGUGCAGCACAUCAACAACCACCACAUCCACGGCGAGAAGAAGGAGUUCGUGUGCCGCUGGGACGCCUGCUCACGGGAGCAGAAGCCCUUCAAGGCUCAGUACAUGCUGGUGGUCCACAUGCGCCGGCACACGGGGGAGAAACCACACAAGUGCACGUUCGAGGGCUGCUCCAAAGCCUACUCCCGACUGGAGAACCUCAAAACUCACCUGCGCUCCCACACCGGAGAGAAACCCUACGUCUGCGAGCACGAGGGCUGCAACAAGGCCUUCUCCAACGCCUCGGACCGGGCCAAGCACCAGAACCGCACGCACUCCAACGAGAAACCGUACGUCUGUAAGCUCCCCGGCUGCACCAAGCGCUACACGGACCCCAGCUCCCUCCGGAAGCACGUGAAGACGGUCCACGGCCCGGAGGCCCACGUUACCAGGGGGCAGCGCGCCGCCCCGCCCCCCCCCGGACCUCCCUCGCGGCUGCCGAGGGACAGCGGUGAGGAGGCGGCGGGGAGGCGCAGGAGGUCGGAGCGCGGUGGCGUGGAGGACUACCUGCACCUCAGGUGCAUCAAGGCGGAGCCCCCCGUGGUGAGAAGGAGCCCCCCGUCCUCUCCUCUGUAGUAACCAGCCCCCUUUGUGCUGCUUGAUGAUCGCUCUCCUUUCUUCUCCCCUCACGGACAGACUUUGUUAAGGUGAGCUCACCUGUGGCUUGUUAUCACCUGACCCCCCCCAUCUCACUGCAUCA
Gasterosteus aculeatus aculeatus (three-spined stickleback) is the source of this 2224-nucleotide messenger RNA. The record is from RefSeq and is a predicted model, not a curated record. NCBI's taxonomy places the organism in Eukaryota, Metazoa, Chordata, Actinopteri, Perciformes, Gasterosteidae.